AUGACCGUAACCGACAAAGCCGCAAAUCUAAUUAGUCCCGCCAAAGGACUCCCAAGCAUAGGCCUACCAUCAUACCAAUGGUGGAGUGAGGGUCUGCACGGCAUCGCCAACAGCCCUGGUGUCACGUUUCAAACCCCUAAUGGCUCCGAUUUCAGCUACGCAACCAGCUUUCCCAUGCCAAUUCUCAUGGCCGCGGCUUUCGAUGAUGAUCUGAUUUCGAAAGUAGCUGCCGUAAUCGGCAAGGAGGCUAGGGCGUUCGCUAAUGCUGGUAUGGCCGGAUUCGAUUUUUGGACGCCAAAUAUCAAUGGGUUUCUGGAUCCUCGGUGGGGAAGAGGAUUAGAAACGCCCGGUGAAGAUAUUUUUCGUAUACAGAAUUAUGUGAAACGUCUGGUUCCCGGUUUGCAGGGAGUGAAUGACAGGGACAGUGUGAGGCAGGUGAUUGCCACUUGCAAGCACUAUGCUGUCUUCGAUGUCGAGACGGAUCGGUUUCGUAAGAACUACGACGUAACACAACAGGAUUUGGGGGACUACUAUCUCCCCGCUUUCAAGACCUGUGUCCGAGAUGCGUUUGCGACGAGUAUCAUGUGCUCAUACAAUGCUGUCGAUGGUGUUCCAACGUGUGCGAGUGAAUAUUUACUCCAGACGCUUCUGAAAGACACAUGGAACUUCACAGCGGAUAACAAUUACGUCGUCUCCGAUUGCGACGCUGUCGAAAAUAUCUAUGAUGCCCAUCAUUUCACCUCCAGUAUAGAGGGCGCAGCGGCAGUUGCUCUUAACGCUGGAACCGACCUGAACUGCAACGGCGCUUAUAAGAACCUUGUUGAAUCCGUGGCCGAGAAUAUGACGACGGAGGCUACACUGGACCGGUCUUUAACUCGUCUCUAUCACGCUUUGUUUAGCGUGGGAUAUUUCGAUGGUGCUCCGGCAUGGGACGGUCUGUCCUGGGCCGAUGUCAGCACUGCUAGUGCCCAGGAUCUUGCGUAUCAAGCUGCUGUUGAGGGCAUGACGCUUUUGAAAAAUGUUGACGGAGCAGCGCUUCCACUGGAUGUGGCGACAUUUUCGUCAGUUGCACUAAUCGGGCCGUGGGCAAAUGCUACCACGCAGAUGCAGGGAAAUUAUUAUGGUGUGGCUCCAUAUCUGAUCAGCCCUUUGCAGGCUUUUGAGAAUAGGUUCAAAAGUGUAUUGUAUGCGCAAGGAACAUCAAUAUCUGGAUCGAAUGAUACGGGCUUCUCGGCAGCGAUCAAAGCGGGACAGUCCUCAGAUAUUAUCGUCUACAUGGGAGGCAUCGACACGACAGUAGAAGAAGAAGGAAUGGAUCGGACAUCAAUAAAAUGGCCUGGGAACCAGCUUGACUUGAUUUCGCAACUAAGUUCGCUCGGAAAGCCUCUAAUUGUUGUCCAAUUUGGAGGAGGCCAAGUUGAUGAUACAGCUCUACUACAAAACCCCAACGUUAGCGCUAUCAUUUGGGCCGGAUAUCCCGGUCAAAACGGUGGAAAUGCCCUAUUAGAUGUUUUGUCAGGCGCGAAAUCGGUUGCUGGCAGACUACCUGUGACUCAAUAUCCAGCUGAUUAUACAAGCCAAACCAGCAUCUUCAAUCCUGCCCUGAGACCGAACGACACAUUCCCUGGUCGCACUUACACAUGGUACAGUGGGGAAGCGGUGAUUCCCUUUGGCUACGGACUACAUUACACUAAUUUUACAUUUACCUGGAAGUCAACGCCGAAGUCAACAUAUAGUAUACAAGCUUUGAUAGAACAGCAAUCUAAUCAAGGUGGAUAUCUCGAGAAUGCAGAUUUCGCAAAUUUGUCAAUCGCUGUCAAAAAUAUCGGGGGACACGCAAACAUGGCAUCAGACUACGUCGCUCUCUUGUUUCUCUCAUCAUCUGAUAAUGCCGGCCCAUCCCCAAUUCCCAAAAAGUCUCUCAUCUCUUAUACUCGUGCCAGCGCUAUUCUAGUCAACCAGGAGCAGGAGCUCCAUUUGCCAAUCACGCUAGGUUCACUUGCCCGAGCCGAUGAGAACGGCAGCCUCACUAUAUAUCCUGGCGAGUACAUUGUAACUCUCGACACUGACGCGCGAUUGACUGCCACCUUCCGAUUGACUGGCAAAGCUGCCAUUAUCGAAGUGCUUCCUCCCCAGGCGGCAGAGUAUAACUAUACCAUACCAGUAUAUCGACAAGCCUGA
This is a messenger RNA of Talaromyces amestolkiae, 2181 nucleotides long. RefSeq lists its product as uncharacterized. NCBI's taxonomy places the organism in Eukaryota, Fungi, Ascomycota, Eurotiomycetes, Eurotiales, Trichocomaceae. Gene Ontology annotation, molecular function: alpha-L-arabinofuranosidase activity; xylan 1,4-beta-xylosidase activity. The record is from RefSeq and is a predicted model, not a curated record. Gene Ontology annotation, biological process: arabinan catabolic process; xylan catabolic process. Gene Ontology annotation, cellular component: plant-type cell wall. Bases 1 to 2181 code for a protein of 726 amino acids. The transcript has a single exon.